UCAAAGAUGCCUUCACCCAUGCCCUGAGCACCUCCACAACGACAUCACAAAGGGACAGAACACAGCAGAGGAGACUAUGAAAGGCAGAAAGGGAGCAGUGGUUGCCAGGCAACUGGCCUUGGCCCACCUCUGUUUGCUUUGGUGGCAGCAAUGAUAAGUCUGGGCUGCUUGGCAAUGUCAAAGGCUUUGCCUCUCAACAGUCACUUCUGUGAGUAGACUACAGUUCUGGUCACCUGGCAGGCUCUUCAGCUUAGGCUCAUUGACGUGUAGGACCUGGAGGAUAACCCUGAUUUGCUCUCAAGGCACGGAACCAUUAGCAGCAGAAACAGGUUAAUAUGCGCCAAAUAAUAUUCUACAAGGACUUGUGGAAGGAAGAGUUCUGGGAGAACCCCUGGGAAGUAGGGGGCCUUAUAGUCAUCGGCUUGUUUGUUGGCACGUUCCUGUUCUUCAUCUUGUUUGCUGUUCUGUUUGGUUUUUUCUCUCCGUCGGAGAGGAAAGAAUAUGAAGAGGAGUGACCUGACUUCCUGGGGGCCAGAAGGCAGUGGGUUACAGGUGACUUGACCUGUUCACCUCAUACAGAUGGUGGCCCCUCUGGUCCCUGACUCAGGGCCUAAAUCCCUGUUGUGAUCUUACCUUGC
Dipodomys spectabilis (banner-tailed kangaroo rat) is the source of this 638-nucleotide messenger RNA. It is a transcript of the gene Erln, whose product is annotated as small integral membrane protein 6. The record is from RefSeq and is a predicted model, not a curated record. NCBI's taxonomy places the organism in Eukaryota, Metazoa, Chordata, Mammalia, Rodentia, Heteromyidae. Bases 336 to 515 code for a protein of 59 amino acids. The transcript has 2 exons.